AUGUGAAAGGACCCGAAGGACCGUUGUUCUCAUCUGCAUCUCAGUGCAGGUUCCAGCAACAACAGCCACAACAGCAAACCACUGCAAGACCUCAGCACCAGUACGUCCAACCAACUACACAUCAAAUACAACCAGAGGAUGGCGUUUUGGAUCCAAUCGAGUGCUUUAGCCGAUGCGACCCGAUGAACGCACCGCCGCAAUACCAGACACGUGACCAUCCAGAGUAUUCAGCAUACACGAGACAGCCUUACUCAUCCGUUGAUACCAACACUCAUACCUUGGAACAACUCAAAGUAAAUCUUGACGAAAACGAAACUUCUGAUAGUUCAAGCACGAUUUCCCCAAACUCCGAUCUGUCAAAUUUUGAACCGUUUCCACCAUCAUCUGACUGGUACCCACAUACCUUCGAAACAUAUCCUUGUUCGCCAUCGUUUCAAACUGACCUUACUUUGCAACAAGCACAACAUUCUCCAUCAAAACGAGUUGCGGUCGAUGAUCUUCCUAGGUGCUCCCGUCAGUACCAAUCGUGUGGCCCUUCAUACUGCGCCAAUUUACAACAUUCUGCGAGAGAAUCGUACUGCAGAACAUACAGUGUUGAUGGGAACAACAAUGCGCCACAAUGUUAUAUGCCAAGACAGAUAUACACUCAACGAAAACCAAAAAGAGCUGCCGGCAAGAGCAAGCGACUUUGGGAAUUCGUUCGCCAAUUAUUGCUGUGUAAGAAAUAUACCAAGUACAUCCAAUGGGAAGACAAACACAAGGGAAUAUUCAAAAUCAAACGUUCUUCUAAGGUGGCAGAACUUUGGGGAGCAUACAAGGAAAACCCUAAGAUGAAUUAUGAAAAGUUUAGCAGAGCACUGAGGCACUACUAUAAAACCAACGUGUUUAUCCGGCACGAGCAUCGUCUAACCUACCAGUUUGGGCCCAAGUCGAAGGGAUGGAGACAAGGUGAAGUUACAUCGUGUGAGCCUCCAUUGUUUCACGACAAGCAUUCCGCUAAGUGUGGUUAUGAAUAAUCUGGACCAGUGUGAGUCUAAACAUGGUUGGACCAAUGACGACAUUGUAAUCAAAUAAUGAGCUCACCUUAAGUAAAUGAACAAACCGCAAAACGCACUGCUGUGAUAGGACCAAAUUGACGGGUGAUGACAAUCUCCGAGGACUUCACUGUCUGUAGGACGAACUAUCAAUAAAUUAAUUGCUAUGUUUAUCCCAUGAUUAUUUCAAUAAUAGUGGAAACCGAUUUUUUGAUUAAAAAUGUAAUCACUUCAUGCAAAUGCGUUUAUUAACAAAAAUACUUUGCACACAGGUGGAGAUUAUCAUUUUCAAAAUUUCAAAUAUCAUGAAACUACUAAUUUCAGAUUAAUCAUGUGAUGAAUGGUAAAUUUUAUUCAAUACUACGUUUGAGCUCACAGGCAAUUUAUAGUGAUACUGCUGUUAAAUACUUAACAGUGCACACAUACACUGUACUCUGCUACAAAAUGGACGAAACCCACCAGGAUAUCUUGUAAUUUUUACGUGAAUUAAUAGCUUUUAUAUUUUUAUAAUAUGUACAUAUAUUUUUUAGUUUUGAUCAAUGAUGAAACGUGUUUCUGCACUAUCGAAUAAGGGGGGGGGGAUGUAGCAGAGUUAAUGUACUUUGUUGAUGAGAGCAUAUAUACGAGUAGUAUAUGAUUUCACAUACAUACUAUAUAAAUUGUUUAUAAAUAUUGUUACAUGUAUAUACUAAGACCAGAACCGGUGAAUACCAUUUGCUGUGGACAUUGUUAAACAAUGUGUGUUAUCAUAAUUGGACAUUUGUUAAAAUUUAAAAUAGUUUAUUCAAUACGUUCGAAACGUACGCCAAUCAACAUAAUGCCUAAAAGCGUGCUUUAUUGCAUUGGGGAGGAUUUGGGAUCCAGAAAAUGGGACAUCUAGCAAAAUGUUCCAAUUAUUUUCGUCUUGUUCUAAAAUAUGUAUUGCCAAACUUAUGAAUGCUUUCUUGCUUUACAUAUAAUUUUAUAGCUUGCUUUUUAUACGCAUAACUUUUUAUAAUUAGUUACGUGUAUUGAAAAUAAAUAUAUUUACAAACAAGA
Messenger RNA from Owenia fusiformis, 2072 nucleotides. The record is from the annotation of a GenBank genome assembly. NCBI's taxonomy places the organism in Eukaryota, Metazoa, Annelida, Polychaeta, Sabellida, Oweniidae.